UAUAAACCCUACAUCUCCAGCAAUGGCGGGAACCCCAAUUCCCCCUUCCCAGCCUUCCCGCCUCUCCAGUCCCCACCCACAUCCCCUCUCCCACUCCCGCUCUACGGCGAUGAGCUCAGGCGGGCGCGGCGGCAAGCGGCGGACGGCGCCGCCCCAAGCGCCCUCCGCGGCGGCGGCGAAGCGGGCCCACCCCAUGCCGACCACCGGCACCCCGCAGCCGCCGCCUCCGGCCCCGCCGGCCGCGACGGCGGAGGAGGAGGACAUGAUGGACGAGGACGUGUUCCUGGACGAGGCCAUCCUGGCGGAGGACGAGGCGGCGCUUCUGCUGCUCGACCGCGACGAGGCCCUCGCCUCCCGCCUCUCCCGGUGGAAGCGGCCCGCCCUCCCCGCCGACCUCGUCUCCGGUUGCUCCCGCUCCGUUGCUUUUCAGCAGCUGGAUAUAGAUUAUGUUAUUGGCGAGAGCCACAGAGAAUUGCUCCCCAACACUUCCGGACCUGCAGCUAUAAUCAGAAUUUUUGGUGUCACCAAAGAAGGUCACAGUGUUUGCUGUCAGGUGCAUGGAUUUGAGCCAUAUUUCUACAUUAGCUGCCCAUCAGGGAUGGGUCCGGAUGAUAUUUCACGCUUCCAGCAAGCACUUGAGGUGAGGAUGAAGGAAUCAAAUAGAAGUAGCAACGUGCCAAGGUUUGUGAAGAGAGUUGAUCUUGUGCAGAAGCAGACAAUUAUGCAUUACCAGACACAGAAAUCUCAGUCUUUCCUCAAGAUAGUAGUUGCCCUACCUACAAUGGUUGCUAGUUGUCGCGGCAUCCUGGAACGGGGCAUAACGAUUGAAGGCUUUGGUUCGAAGAGUUUCCUGACAUAUGAAAGCAACAUUCUUUUUGCCCUUCGCUUUAUGAUUGACUGCAACAUUGUUGGUGGCAAUUGGAUUGAAGUUCCUCGUGGGAAGUAUAGGAAAGCAGCUCGCAUCAUGUCGUAUUGUCAACUAGAGCUGGAUUGCAUAUAUUCCGAUUUAGUAAGCCAUGCUGCUGAAGGGGAAUACUCUAAGAUGGCCCCAUUUCGCAUAUUAAGUUUUGACAUAGAAUGUGCUGGUCGCAAAGGGCACUUCCCAGAACCAACUCAUGAUCCUGUUAUUCAGAUAGCCAAUUUACUGACGCUUCAAGGAGAAGCCCAACCUUUCGUACGGAAUGUCAUGACCCUUAAAUCAUGCUCACCUAUUGUUGGAGUCGAUGUGAUGUCAUUUGACACGGAGAGAGAUAUUCUACUUGCUUGGAGGGAUUUAAUACGCGAGGCGGAUCCUGAUAUUAUAAUUGGAUACAAUAUCUGCAAAUUUGAUCUGCCCUAUCUUAUUGAGAGAGCUGAAGUUCUGAAGAUAGUGGAGUUUCCGCUACUUGGUCGAAUCAGAAAUAGCCGUGUUCGUGUCCGUGAUACUACCUUCAACUCAAGGCAAUAUGGUGUGCGUGAAAGUAAAGAUGUAACUGUGGAGGGAAGGGUACAAUUUGAUCUUCUGCAGGCUGUGCAAAGGGAUUACAAGCUGAGUUCUUAUUCGCUGAACUCUGUAUCUGCACAUUUUCUUGGGGAGCAAAAAGAAGACGUUCAUCAUUCAAUUAUAUCUGAUCUUCAAAAUGGGAACUCAGAGACACGAAGGCGGCUGGCAGUCUAUUGCUUAAAGGAUGCUUACCUUCCGCAGAGACUCUUAGAUAAAUUGAUGUACAUCUACAACUACGUAGAGAUGGCGAGGGUCACAGGGGUUCCCAUUUCAUUUCUGCUCUCGAGAGGACAGAGCAUUAAGGUCCUCUCGCAGCUACUCAGGAAAGCAAAGCAAAGAAACCUUGUUAUACCAAACAUAAAGGGCCAAGGUUCUGGACAAGAUACCUUUGAGGGUGCAACUGUUUUGGAGGCAAGGGCUGGAUUUUAUGAGAAGCCCAUUGCAACUUUGGACUUUGCUUCUCUAUAUCCAUCCAUCAUGAUGGCACAUAACCUAUGCUACUGCACUCUGGUGCCCCCUGAGGAUGUCCGUAAACUCAACUUGCCUCCAGAAAGCCUGUACAAAACCCCAUCUGGUGAAAUAUUUGUGAAACCAGAACUGCAAAAGGGUAUACUUCCUGAAAUCCUUGAAGAACUGUUGACUGCUCGAAAAAGAGCAAAAGCAGAUCUGAAGGAAGCAAAAGACCCAUUUGAAAGGGCGGUUCUUGAUGGUCGUCAGCUUGCCCUAAAAAUAAGUGCAAACUCAGUUUACGGUUUUACUGGAGCUACUGUUGGUCAAUUGCCCUGUUUAGAGAUUUCUUCAAGUGUGACAAGCUACGGAAGACAGAUGAUUGAGCAUACAAAGAAGCUUGUUGAAGAUAAAUUCACAACACUUGGAGGCUAUGAGCAUAACGCAGAGGUGAUUUAUGGAGAUACUGAUUCUGUGAUGGUACAGUUUGGUGUUUCGACAGUUGAGGACGCAAUGAAAUUGGGCAGAGAAGCUGCAGAUUAUAUUAGUGGAACAUUUAUUAAGCCCAUCAAGCUAGAGUUUGAAAAAGUCUAUUUCCCAUAUCUGCUGAUCAGCAAGAAGAGAUAUGCUGGUUUGUACUGGACAAAUCCUGAGAAAUUUGACAAAAUGGAUACAAAAGGUAUUGAAACAGUAAGAAGGGACAAUUGUUUGUUGGUAAAGAACCUGGUAACCGAGUGCCUUCACAAAAUACUAGUGGACCGAGAUGUUCCCGGGGCAGUUCAAUAUGUUAAGAACACCAUAUCUGAUCUAUUAAUGAACCGUGUGGACUUGUCACUUCUAGUUAUAACAAAGGGUCUGACUAAAACAGGAGAAGACUAUGCUGUAAAAGCUGCCCAUGUAGAGCUUGCUGAGAGGAUGCGGAAGAGGGAUGCUGCUACUGCACCAACUGUUGGUGACCGUGUUCCUUAUGUUAUAAUAAAAGCAGCAAAAGGGGCAAAGGCAUAUGAGAAGUCAGAAGAUCCUAUUUAUGUUCUGGAUAAUAACAUACCAAUAGAUCCUCAAUACUACCUUGAGAACCAAAUUAGCAAACCACUGUUGAGAAUAUUUGAACCAAUUCUGAAGAACGCCAGCAGAGAACUGCUUCAUGGAAGUCACACCAGAGCUGUUUCAAUCUCAACUCCAUCAAAUAGCGGGAUAAUGAAAUUUGCUAAGAAACAACUGACUUGCCUUGGAUGCAAAGCUGUUAUAAGUGGCCCCAAUCAAACACUUUGCUCACAUUGCAAGGGGAGAGAAGCAGAAUUAUACUGCAAAACUGUAGCAAAUGUUUCUGAUCUGGAGAUGCUCUUUGGGAAGCUAUGGACACAGUGCCAAGAGUGCCAAGGCUCCCUACACCAGGAUGUUCUCUGUACCAGUCGGGACUGCCCUAUUUUCUACCGGCGAAGAAAAGCGCAGAAAGACAUGGCUGAAGCUAGGGUGCAGCUCGAUCGCUGGGACUUCUGAGUCCUCUCAGAAAUCUGACAACUCGCGUUUUCUCUCUGACAACCCGCAUUUCCAUACGUGUUGCAAAAAGGCGUAAUUGCGAGUGGCGUGCUGCUGCCAGAUCAUGUGAUUGCAUCAUGAUGCUAUGGGCCAGCGUGAUGACGAUUAGUGGUCGCCCUUCUAGUCAGAAUGGGCUUUGAGAUAGGCUUGCUGUAUGGUUCAUCUGCAUGCCGGAUUAGUUGGCAGGGACUUUGUAUCUCCUGCCAUUGGCAGCAACAACCUUGGUAGAUAGAAUGAUUGGUGUAGCGGUGAGCUGCUGACGUGUAAGGUAUAGCAGCUCAUCUUGUAAUUUGGUGAAUUGUAACAAAGUGAUGUUGUAACUUGCUGAGAUUUUACACGUGGUCAUGUCUGGCAAGUUUUCCUAAUUUGUAUAGUAGUUCCACAACAGAUAAAAUCUGACCAUUGUUUCAAGUACACCAUUCAUUAAUCUUC
Messenger RNA from Brachypodium distachyon (stiff brome), 3901 nucleotides. Its product is annotated as DNA polymerase delta catalytic subunit. Gene Ontology annotation, molecular function: 3'-5'-DNA exonuclease activity; DNA-directed DNA polymerase activity; DNA binding. Gene Ontology annotation, cellular component: delta DNA polymerase complex. NCBI's taxonomy places the organism in Eukaryota, Viridiplantae, Streptophyta, Magnoliopsida, Poales, Poaceae. The record is from RefSeq and is a predicted model, not a curated record. The transcript has 30 exons. Bases 23 to 3430 code for a protein of 1135 amino acids. Gene Ontology annotation, biological process: DNA replication proofreading; base-excision repair, gap-filling; DNA-templated DNA replication.